Molecule: messenger RNA, 3022 nt
Organism: Asterias rubens (European starfish)
Lineage: Eukaryota; Metazoa; Echinodermata; Asteroidea; Forcipulatida; Asteriidae
Product: lysophosphatidylserine lipase ABHD12-like
Exons: 12
Coding region: 89-1174 (361 amino acids)
Biological process (GO): phosphatidylserine catabolic process; monoacylglycerol catabolic process
Cellular component (GO): endoplasmic reticulum membrane
Molecular function (GO): monoacylglycerol lipase activity; phosphatidylcholine lysophospholipase A1 activity
Source: RefSeq, a predicted model, not a curated record
AGUUGAUGCACGCGUGUAGUAAUAAUUUUGUUGAUUUUGUGUAUAAUUUGCCUGAUUUAAGAAACACAUAAUUUGUGAUUUAGUAAUUAUGUCUGUAAAACGGAGAAAGGCGGAAACGAGUGGCGAAACGAAUGGCGUUUCGUCUGAAGAGAAAGACUCAAAUUUGGUGAUAGAACCCCAGAGAUCGAAUACGUCAUCAUGGAACAGUUUCUACAAAAAGAUGGCCUUUAUAUUGUGCAUCUACCUUCUAGUACCAGCAUUCGCAUCACAGCUUCCCUUCAUAGCCAAGCAAUUUCUCUACCUAAGUCUAGUCAAAAGCCCCCUUCAUAGUGACUUUGAGAAGCCAGAGACGCUCAAUAUGUCGGGUACCAGGAAUGUUCGCAUUGGUACCCUGCCCCCAGAUGAUGACAUUCAGUUGGGAUUGUGGCAAAUACUACCACAGUCGUCACAGAUUGGUAGUAGCAUCGAACAAGAUCACCAGUUUGACUCGGCUCUCAGCGAUGGUAAACCAGUUAUUAUCUACCUCCACGGAAAUGCAGGAACAAGGGCUGCGUCCCACCGCUUGCUACUCUACAAACUGCUAGCUGGAAUGGACUUUCAUGUAAUAGCACCAGACUAUAGAGGUUUCGGAGACUCAAGUGGAUGGCCGUCGGCAGAAGGUGUUGUAGGAGAUGCAGAGUCUGCAUAUAGAUGGGCUAAAGAGAGGAGUAAACACGCACCAAUCUAUGUAUGGGGACACUCUAUGGGAAGUGGGAUUGGAAGUGCAAUGGUGAAAAAACUAUGUCAAUCAGGAUCAUGUCCUGAAGGUUUAAUUUUAGAAGCUCCUUAUAACAGCAUGCAAGACGCUAUGAGGAAUCAUCUCUUUACAAUGCCCUGGUGGAUUCUCCCUGGUUCCUUGUCGCUAAUUAGCUUAGCGUAUGAGCAAGAAGAGGCGAUGUUUGACUCGCAAGAAAACCUUAAAGAAGUGAACUGUCCGGUUUUAAUACUUCACGCUGAAGACGAUUUUGUUGUUCCAUACAAGUUAGGCAAACAACUGUACGAGUUUAGCGUUGAGAAUCGUGACAAAUCUCUACCACCAGUGACAUUUCAUUCCUUUGGAUAUGUCGGCUACGGUCAUCGUCACAUCGUGGACUCGCCCGACUUAUCUGGUGUCAUCAGGGACUUCAUGAAGUAAUGUCUUCAUCGUAGAAAACACGGAUGCUUCCAGCAAUGCAGUAAUAAUUAUUAUUAUGCACAACCAAUGCAAUCAUGUAUAGUCAAUUAUGAAAUGCAUGAAGUGGCUUUUUAUCAGUAAAGUUUUUAAUUUAUUUUAUCUUUCUUUCACAAUAUUUAAUGAAGUGUUUUGUGCCUAAUGCUUCAGAUUUCCCCCAAAACAUAUAAAAGAACCAGAGGGAUCACUCACAGGAAUGAGAACUUUCCGACUUUUAUCUGAAAUCAGACUCUUUUAAAGUCUGCGUGGUAAAUAAAAACUUACUGCUGUGUUUUCUUCAAAUUAAACAAGUCAGCUCGUUGAUCUACUUCUCUAGAGCUGAGGAUAGUGUUUACAAAAACCUCUUGGAAUCAACAACUCCAAGGGUUAUCAGUAGGUGGAAAUGCUAUCAUUUCAAUAUUACCUCCUAAGAUCUGGAUUCCAGUUAGAGACUUUUUUUGUCAGUAAUGACUCUCAUCCCUGCACCAUGGACAUGAGUUACUAUGUAAAUUACAUUUAGAUGUCCGCUUAUAAAAUGUUGGUAGUGUGAAGUUGUGAACUGGUGUGUGACCUCGGCCUCGACACCAUGGGCAGCACAUUGUAUCAUUACCUCUCGACAAUAAACCCAUGGUGAGGAUGUACUGAAAAAAACAGAACUGAUUGGCUACAAAAAGUGACUUAUUUUGCACGCUUGUUAAAACUUUUGAGCUCUUACAUGGGGCUUGUAGGAUGCUAAGUAGGCGCAGGUCAAAAUAAGUAUUUUGUGCCAUUCCAUUCAAAUGGAUAGUGUUUUUACACGAUCACCCUAAGUAUUAGACAAAUUCAAGAUCAAAGAAUAAUGAAAGGGGACCAGUUGCUCAUUGACUUGAUGCCUCUUUUGUGGGUUACCAUACAUGGAUCGACCAUAGGCCUAAAUAUUAAAAAAUAAAUAAAAAAUAUAUGGCAUAUUUUAAUGAACGAAUUUCAGGGUUUAUGAGUGAGCAAGGCAUGCUUGAAAAAGAUUGAUCACCCUAGGAACGAGGUUGUGAGACAUGUGUUAUGUGUGGGGUUGACACAAUUUUUCUCAAUACGCAAAAAUGCUUCUUGUCCGACCCAGGGUGCAUGGUUUUGUUCGCCCUGUAUUUCUAGAUAAUUCCAUGCCCCAAGUUUACCGAUGUUACUGUAAUUUUACAAUUUCAAUGCAAUUAGAUUUUGCUUUUCUUUGUUUCACCUAUACAGUUCUAUUUGGGAUUUGGUAUUGUUUUUUACCCUAACAUUUUAAACUCAUCUGUUAAAUGCAACAUUUUCAUGCAAAACGCAAACUUCUCAUGUAUACUUUUCAACGUUUUUCAACCAAUGCAAUGAAAAAUUAUUUAAAUAUUUCUUUGUUUCAAUUUCGUCCAGUGUCCCCCAUCCUUCCCUAAACAAAGUUUUUAAUGUACAUUUUAAUCAACUUUAAUCAAUGCAAUGUAAUUUCCUGUAUUUUUUUAUUGUGUACAACUUUAUUUCAGUUUAGAAAUCUGUUCCUGGAUAUCACUUCAAUAACUUCGAUUUUAGUUUUCUUUAUUUCUUGGAAUGUUUAUUCUGCACACUUUGGUUUUGAAUUUAGUUUGUUUCCUUAUUACCCGAUCUUCAGACAUACUGCACAUAUUUUGACAUAUACACAAUAGUACUAUGCACAAUAUGAGGUGGCCAUUCACUGAAAUUGCCCCCAAAUUAAUUUAUAGAAACAAUACAUAUAUUAUUUAUUUGGAUACAUUGUACAAACAAUGAUUGAUGAAUUAACUGUAUAUUUAAUUUGCAUUUAAACAAUGGGUGAUAAUAAAUGCAAUCUGAUUUGUAAGGCAAUUUUAA